CCGCCGGGACCAGCGCCCCGCUCUCCCUCCCCGCCUGCCCGCCCUCCUCCUUCCCGCCCAGGCCGGCCGGCCCGGCCCUCCGCCUGCCCCUCAGAGCCGUCGCGUCACGCGGGGCUGGGCCUCAGCGGCGGCGGCGGCGGCGGCGGCGUCGCUCUCGCCUCCUGUCCCGUCUGGAGCGGCGGCAGCACGGGCAAGAACGCGAGGCUGGCGGCCAUGGCGAGGCGGCGGGAUGCUCCAGGGCUGCCGGUGCCGCCGCCGCCGGCUCAGGCUCGGGCCAGAAGCGGCCGCUCUUCUCGGGGCUCGGCGGCGGCGGCGCUGUGAGGGGGCGCAGCGCGGCCGAAGGAGCCGCAGCCAGCCCGGCAGCGCCUCCUCCUCCUCCUCUCCCUCUCCUGGCGGUGGGCGAAGAAGGGCAACGGCACCCGCCAUGGAGGCAGCAGCGUCGUCGUCGUCCGCAGAGCUCCGGCCGCCGGGCACGUCGCUGGGGCCGCUCGCUGCCAUCUGCCUGAUGAAUCUCUUUUUGUCUGGGAAAAUUGAAAGUGCUGUCCCGUCAUUAGCUGCUUGCAGUGGAAAACUGGAACAGCAUACCGAGCGACGUGGGGUCAUCUAUAGCCCUUCCUGGCCACUAAACUACCCUCCAGCCAUCAACUGCAGCUGGUAUAUUCAAGGUGAUCGUGGAGAUGUGAUAACAAUUAGUUUUAAGAACUUUGAUUUGGAGGACUCUUUAAAAUGUUCAGUAGACUGGCUGAUGAUUGGUCCAUCUUCCAAGCGGGAAGAAUACAGAGUGUGUGGAUCCUUCAUCCCGCCUUCUUUCAUAUCUGCCAGGGAUCACAUCUGGAUAUUUUUCCACUCGGAUCCGUCAAGUUCAGGGCAGGCUCAGGGAUUUCGCCUUUCUUACAUCCGAGGAAAAAUUGGCCAGGCUAAUUGCCAGUCUGAUGAGUUCCAUUGUCUAAAUGGCAAAUGUGUUCCUAGCACUUGGAAAUGCAACUCCAUGGAUGAAUGUGGUGACAAUUCUGAUGAGAGAAACUGCACCAUCCCCCCAACCGAGCCCCAGUCCAGCUUCUGUCCUUCCGGAACGUUCCAGUGUAGUGUUGCCCAUUCCACCAAGUGCUUGUUAAAUGAGCUGAAAUGUAAUUCGGUCAAAGACUGCAGCGACGGUUCAGAUGAAGAGAACUGCCCCGAUCUUUCUUGCGGCAAAAGGCUUGGUAACUUCUAUGGGUCUUUUGCUUCCCCAGACCUGUUCCGCUCAGAUCACAGCCGGGCAGACCUCCGCUGCACGUGGUACGUAGACACUCAGGAUAACCGCCAUGUUCUCCUCCAGCUCGACUUGCAGCUUGGGUACAACGACUAUGUGAAGGUGUAUGACGGCUUAGGGGAGAGAGGCGAUAAGCUUAUGCAGACUCUUUCGUAUCAUAACAACAGGCACUCAGUAAGCCUGGAGUCCUCCAGAGGACAGUUGACUAUAUCCUACCAUGCUCGGUCAAAGAGUACCGGCCAUGGCUUCAACGCCACCUAUCAGGUGAAAGGCUAUUGCCUGCCUUGGGAGCAUCCUUGUGGCAAUGACGAAGAGUGCUACACCGAUAAGCAGCACUGUGAUGGCUGGUGGCACUGCCCCAACGGCAAAGACGAAGAGAACUGCCCCGCCUGUCAGAAGAAUGAAUACCCGUGCGAGGGGAACAGCGGGCUGUGCUACUCCUUACUCGACCGGUGCAAUAACCAAAAGAACUGCCCUGAUGGCUCCGAUGAGAAGAACUGCUUCACUUGCCAGCCAGGCAACUUCCAUUGUGGCACCAACCUCUGCAUCUUUGAAACAUGGCGCUGUGACGGCCAAGAGGAUUGCCAGGAUGGGAGUGACGAGCACAACUGCCUGGUGAUUGUGCCCCGGAAGGUCAUCACGGCAGCGCUAAUCGGGAGCCUGGUCUGCGGGUUGCUCUUGGUGAUAGCGUUGGGAUGUGCCUUUAAGCUGUACUCAUUACGAACCAGGGAAUACAGGGCAUUUGAAACCCAGAUGACCCGUCUUGAGGCGGAGUUUGUGAGGCGUGAGGCUCCACCUUCCUAUGGUCAGCUGAUCGCACAGGGUCUCAUCCCACCAGUGGAGGACUUCCCUGUUUACAAUGCAUCACAAGCCUCCGUUCUGCAGAACAUCCGAACGGCGAUGAGGAGGCAGAUGAGGCGUCACUCUUCAAGGCGCAGCUCAUCCCGCCGGCGCUUGGGCAGGCUGUGGAACCGAUUCUUUCACAGGCCGCGAGUGAGAGGUCAGAUCCCCCUGUUGAACCCCACCCACACUUCCCAGACAGUUCUAGGGGAUGGAAUCAUCAAUCGCACAGACGGGGCAACUACCCAGAGUGUCCCAGCUUCUCCUGAAGGAACUCAUGUUGAAACAGAGCCCUGUAGCCCAAGUAGGGGACUUCAGGAAUCAGAAAACAGCCAUUUGCCGUCAGAGACAGAAGCUGCAGAAUUAUCCCCUGUAGAUGUUUUGUCAAAUACCUGCACAGCUGCUCUGGCAGAGCUGGAGAACAGACCCAGCAACAAGCCUUUGGGUGCUGAAGAUGCCUCCAGCGAGGAGGUUAGACAAGCCAGUAAGGCUGAUUCAGGAAAAACAUUUAGAGACCCUUUGUUGGAAAGGGUUACGGAAAUGCACCAACAUGGGGGGCCAGUACCUAGCCGGACUGUUGCAGAGAACAGAAAUUCAAACCGGAAUAACUUGCUGAAUGAAGAGCCACCUGGGUUACCCUUAAAAAAGUGGGAGUCCAUUUACUCUGACAGCCCAAUGAAUGUCCCCAUUCAGGUGGAUGGCCAACACCGCUGUUGCCCGCAUUCCUAUCAUGAAGAACCUUUGGGCAUUCACCCAGCAUGCUGCCAUUCCAUGGAAGUGCCAAUACUAGGAUCCCCUUCCCCUCUCCCAGAAAUCAGCCCCAGUGAUGACGAGUCUCUACUGGUUUGCUAAUGGGACUGUGUAGGGCUCUGGCAUUUGACAUUACUUUGUGGUGAACACCAAACAGAACAUAGAUAUCCAUGUCUCUGUUAUAGCACCUUGAUCCCCAGGGAAGCAGAAUAUUAUAGACAGCAAGGUUAAAUAGGACAAACUCAGUACCUACAGCUGAUAAGAGUAUAUUCACAUGAUCAUGUUUUUCUUCUUUAAAAAAAUCAUUUAGUUUUAUAACCUAUUAAACAGAAAAGACACAGUUACUGUUCCCAAAGGGCUCACAAUCUGAAAUCUCUUACCAUCCGACAAUCUUCCCUUGUUAAUAUUCCACACAAAUCUCUGACUAGUCAGCUGAUGUCACUAAAAGAUGCCAAGGGUGCUUUGGCAUUUUAAAAAGAUGUAUUGUGCGACAGAAGCCUUUGUGGACUAGAUCCCACUUAAACAGAGUCAUGAAGCAUUAUCCGCACUUGUCAGGUAGAUGGGUACAGAGAAAGCAGGUGUGAAGUGAGUUAUUGGGGAAAGUUCUCAGGUGAUGGUUAAAUGUCGCCCCCCCCCCCCUUUGUGUGUGUGGCCAGGAUCAGCCAUGAUUCUUCCAAUGAUUCUAAUCACAUAUGCCGGGAAGCUUCUCUGCUGCCCCCAUUUCACAACCUGUGCAUGGUUACCAGGGAGAGAACUGACCCAGGGGAUAACUACACAGGCACACAAAUGUGACUCCUUGUAGCUAUUACAUCUGCGAAAAGGAGCAGAAGAACCACAGCUUUGCACCUCCCCACCCUGGGGCUCUGAAGCCUUGACACAGAGUUCUCCACCUCUCCUUGAUCGGUGAUGUGUGAACACACCACCCUGAACAGUAGUCUGUUGUAGCCAUUUCCUCGAGUCCCUUUGUUUCUCCUGGUUGUGAAAUUGCUUCCCCUCUGUAUUCAGAGAUCAAAAGUAAGCUCUUAGUUUUCCAUUCAUAUGCUAGAGGGGAUUCAGCUGGCGGGCAAAGCAAGCACCAGACACAAGUAAUUAUUACUGUGACUGCUCAACUGGAGAGAUCCAAUUAUUGUCAAUUUAGAAUAUUUGUUUAAAUUAAAAGCUAUGUUUACUCUGCCCCGGGGCAAUUUGUUUAGCAGGAAACUGAGCCCGUGUAGCAUAGCAUAACUUCUUUUCAUUACUAAACAAACAAACAAACAAAAAAGCGACACUCCAUUGUAAUGGUAGCCAGAGAUCAAGCAAUGGCAGUAAUAGCCAAAGGUUUUGUAUGCUGCAUAUAGAUAAGAUGUAUGAUAUUUUCUGGUUCCUGUGCCACUGUAAUAACAAAGUCGCCCAGUUUUUAUCAUAGUGGGCUUCAAUCAAAGCUUCAAUAUCGGUUUUUCAUUGGUUUGUGUUUUAUCAGUUUUACAAAGGUAUUUGUUGAACUGCCGUUUUUAAUGUGGCAUCUUUUUAAGGAGUUACCACACAGAAAGCAGUGGAGUGCCAAGUGCAUAUAACUCUUGGAAGCUCCUGCAGGAAUUAGUAGGUACUUUAUACUAAACAAGCAGAUUGCCUGUUUGCUAGGUCAGUGGUUUUCAAAUUGUGUUCUAGGAAAUCCUGGGUUUGCUUGGUAACUUAAAAGGACGAGAAGAUUAGUGAUGGCACAAACUUGUCUUCCUAAAAGACAAGUUUGUCCUCCAUGACCGAUGUUUCAUAUGCAACAUGCACCUAUAGAAGAGUUUGGGGUGAUUCUAGGGGUGAAUUCUGAGUCCACACUUGUACCCUGCAUGACAUGAUAUUGCACCUUAGAAUUUGCCACAGAAUCCUCUGCAAUGCACAGGGGUUCCAGGGCAAACAGGUGUGGAAAGGGCUUCCUGAAGGCUGAAAGCUUGGAAACCACUGGAAUGGUUGCAGGGCUGUGGCCUGAACAUUCACGUCUUGGAGCAGCUGAUGGGUUUUUGUUUUUGCUUUUAUAAAUGAUGGCUUUUCUCUGUUGAAGUUAAUCAGUCAUUAUCUUGGAGGCUGGCAUUGUGUAGGCUCUAAAAUACUGUGUGCAGAUUGGUGCCUUUUGCUCUUUAAAAGUAGAGAUUUUUAAAAAAAAACAGAAAUGUGCCUGUUGUUUGGAAAUGGCAGCCCCACUAGAGAAGAGAAUUUACAAUGAAUUAACCUUGGGCGUUCUAAUAUUGUUCAUUUUUUAAAAGUCUUCUCAUGGACCCAUACCUAGCUGUGUUACUGGAGUGAUGUAGUUAUUCUCCCCCGCCCCCCAGCUGAAUUCUGUGCUGCUUCGGUGACAUCUGCUGGAAGCCAUCCUGAGUAAUGUGUGGUGGAGAGGUUAGAGUGAUGGCCAGACCAGGGAGACCCCAGUUCAAAUCCUCACUCAGCCUUGAAGCUCAGUGGAUGACUUUGGCCCCAUCACCCACUCUUGUCCUACUUCACAGGGUGGCUGUGAGGAUGAAAUAGGUGGGAGAAGGCCACUUACUGCCAUGAGCUCAUUGGACGAAUCGCAGGAUAAAAAUGUAAUUCAGCUGAUGGAGGCCGGGCAGCUUUCCACACUAGGGCCUCCCAUGCGACAGGAUGUAACUUGAGCAGCAUGAUUCUGGGCUCCUGUACCAAUUGCAUUCUAACUAUUCAUUCCAUUCUUCACUGCCAUCUUCUUUUCCUUUCCAAAACAUGCAUUGCUUAUCUUCUGUGGCCACAGUGUGCUGUACGGGGGCAUCUGUUGUGGUCUCGUUAAGACCAGUGUGAUUUGCACACAUCUCACUGAGUGCGGGAUUGUAGCCAAUGCCACUUCCCAAAGUGCAGAUUGCUUUUACCGAUGUAGCCAAAUGCCUCUCCUGCAUCCUGUCACUUAAUACCUUUUCAGUGUAAAGAGCGUUAAGGGCAGUCUGCAGCAGUGAUAACCGAACAAUCAGAUACACCAAGAGUGGUCCAGAGUGCCUGAGAAUAAUUCAGUCUCUCUAACUAAAGUUAAUGAGAAUGGAAGCAGUUUCUGGAUCUGGGAUGGACUGAUGUGACUGCCUGAAUUAAACAGGGACGGUAUAAACUGGAAUGUGCUGUAUCAGCAAAAUACUUUUUAUUGUAAACUUUAGAGGUAUCAUCUGGUUUUUUUCCUACAAUUAAUCAAGGAAAUUAAAAUGUGUCAACUUAUCUUUCUGUAAACGUUCAAAGCAAAAAGUAAUAAAAUUAACCUAAAGUUGC
Hemicordylus capensis (graceful crag lizard) is the source of this 6076-nucleotide messenger RNA. RefSeq names its product LDL receptor related protein 3 (gene LRP3). Gene Ontology annotation, molecular function: protein binding. The record is from RefSeq and is a predicted model, not a curated record. Bases 230 to 2944 code for a protein of 904 amino acids. NCBI's taxonomy places the organism in Eukaryota, Metazoa, Chordata, Lepidosauria, Squamata, Cordylidae. The transcript is spliced from 7 exons. Gene Ontology annotation, cellular component: plasma membrane.